Molecule: messenger RNA, 966 nt
Organism: Aspergillus steynii IBT 23096
Lineage: Eukaryota; Fungi; Ascomycota; Eurotiomycetes; Eurotiales; Aspergillaceae
Product: PAPA-1-like domain-containing protein
Exons: 3
Coding region: 1-966 (321 amino acids)
Biological process (GO): chromatin remodeling
Cellular component (GO): Ino80 complex
Source: RefSeq, a predicted model, not a curated record
AUGCCUUCAAGUAAGCUGCGCGACGCCACUGGCGGCACCCGCAGUGGUGCUUCGACGAGACGCUCAGUCAACGUCUUUACAGAGAACCCCAUCAUGUCGGGGCCGCGGACCAGUCGCCCGCGAAAGAAGCUCGUGGAAGUGAACACGAGCGACGAGGAUGACAUCGAUGACCAAGAAGAAGACGAAGUCGACGAUGAAGAUGCCCCGGGUGAGGAUGACGAGGAUGCGGACGCCGACGGUGAUUUGGACAUGGACGAUGCCCCACCUCAGCCUGCGGUGUCGAAGAGACAUGCCAAGGCUUCAACGGCCACGUCGAAACCCGUCAAGAGCGUCGAAGCCAAGGAAAUGGAAAUGGAGGAUGACGAAGACGAGGAUGAUGAGGAGCUCUCCGAACCAGACUCCGACGCCGAGGGUGAGCCCGAUGACUUGGAGGAAAGUGGCGUGGGGAACGCCAACGGAGGGGACGAGGAUCUGGAAGAGGACGAUAUCGAUGAGGAGAUCGAUAGUGACGAUGGCUUACCCUCCAACGACCCGAGCAAAAUGACUAAACGGCAGAGGGGAAACCUGGGCAAUGACUUCUUGCAGUUGCCGAUGGAACCCCAAGUCAAGAAACAUCUGACCGCAGAAGAGCGCCAGAUGCGACGGGCGGAGAUGGCUCGGCGCCGAAAGAACCUGAGCGAAAAACGAAAUGAAGAAGAAAAGAUGGACACGAUAAACCGACUUUUGCGGAAACAGGCCCCCAAACGGCGUGGUCGAAUCCCUGCCGCCGAGGCGGCCGAGGCUUCUGCAGACAAAGAAGCCCAAGAAUUCGAAAAGGCGGACCCAACGAUGGUCAGAUGGGUGAGUGGCCGCAACGGUAGUAGAGUUGGCGUUCCCGAGGAAUGGUUUGGCACCCCGGGCGGUCGUGUCUUUGGAGAAGGCCCCCUUGGAAGCAAUGGACCCAGAAAGCUUGUGGAAGAGGUAUGA